AAGUGGGACAUCGCAGAGGAAGCUUCUCAACUCACCAAAAGAACAUUUGGAGUUGCACUAUAGCACUAGACACUCCCUGAGAAGAUUUAAAAAAUAAAGGAAAGAGCCUGAACUGAUGAUUAAGACCAGUGAGAAAGAGGCACUGAACUGAGUGAAUAACCUCACCGACACUGGUCGAGUUUUGCAAAUCAGCCUUGAAACCCAUCAAACCAUCUGAACCAUGAAGCUUCCUGGGACAAUCAUUCUUGCAGCAGCCACUGAAGACUUUAACAGUUCCCUGCUGAUUCCACUACCUGGAAAUGCAACAGCUGCACCAGAGUCAGUGUCCAUGUUGUCAGCUUCCCAGACCUAUGGUGGUGGGAGUCAUUGCUUCAUAUGUGCAGACAGAGCCACGGGUAAACACUACGGUGCGUCUAGCUGUGAUGGCUGCAAGGGAUUCUUCAGGAGAAGCAUUCGCAGCAACCAAACAUACAACUGCAGGUUCAACCGGCAAUGUGUUGUGGACAAAGACAAAAGGAACCAGUGUCGUUACUGCAGACUGCGGAAAUGUUUCAAGGCUGGAAUGAGAAAGGAAGCUGUUCAGAAUGAGAGAGACUGCAUCAACCCCCACAGAGUCAAGGGACAACCAGUAGGAACUCUGUCCAUCAACGUGUUGCUGCAGGCGGAGAACAGCGUGCAACAGAGUCAUGAUAUCAGCACCAAGAAAACAGCCUGUGUGGGAGACGUGUUUGAAUCAAUGAAGCAACAGCUCCUCCUGCUGGUGGAAUGGGCCAAACAUAUCCCAGAGUUUUGCAGCCUUCACAUAGAUGACAGGGUAACUCUUCUACGAACCCAUUCUGCUGAACAUCUGAUUCUGGGGGCAGCAAGACGAUCGCUACCCUAUAAUGACGUCAUUCUUUUAGGCAACGACUUUGUGAUCCCCCUGAGAGGAGCUGAGUUGGAAGUGUCCAGAGUGGCUAUCAGAAUCCAGGAGGAGCUCGUCAAGCCUCUCAGGGAACUGGACAUUACAGACAAAGAGUUUGCUUGCCUCAGAUCCAUAGUUUUCUUUGCCCCAGACUGUCCAGGCCUGGAGAACUCUCAGGUGAUCCGAUAUUUGCGUCUCCAGGCCCACGUUCUACUAGAGGAAGCGACGUGUGAUCAGAGAGGAAGGUUAGGAGAACUUCUGCUGAUUCUUCCUGCUCUGCAGAGUGUUUCCUGGCAGAUGGUGGAAACGCUCCAUUUGGCAAAGCUGCUGGGUGAAGCCAGAUUGGACAGCCUGCUGCAGGAGAUGCUGCUUGGAGAGGGAACAGCAACAAAUCAAGGGCAGGGUGCCGGCAGUAUCCUGAACUGUGAGCGUCAGAAUGACCUCCGACCUUCUCCUGCCACCUUCACCUCUGAGCUCCCGGGCUUCAACUAGUCUUACCGUCGUCCUGCUGCCCACACAGACUGGCACUGAGGUGUCCAGCCAUGGAGAGGCUGCCAAUGUGCCCACGUUGUACCAAAGGUCUAUGUCCGCUACAAGUAAACACCUGUUGAGGAAGCAACAAUUCAACUGAAGGACGAGUGGAGUCCUACAAGGCCUUCAGAGUAACACAAACAGGCAUAUAGAGACUCAACCACAAACUCAAUAAUGAAACAAAAACAUCUAGAAAUAAACAAGUUGCUUACUCCAGCUAGCAUUUAUUUAACUAAUGUUUUAAAAUAUAUAUAUAUAUAUAUAUAUAUAUAUUGCUUUUUUUAAAUAAAUUUGAAAAGUGAAGUUUCAAAUACGGGCAGGAAUCAAACAACUGAACUGAUCAUAUUUAGAAUAUCAUCAAGGAAAAAAAAAAGAGGAAAAGAGUAUUUCUGAUAUUGGAGUCACUGAACUGAAGUGAACUGUGUUGUCCAGCAGAGGGCACUAAAAUGCUGUUAUUUGACAUUUUCAAAAGAUUGAUUUUAUAAAUGAACACUAGGAAAUAAAUAGCUUACUUUUAAUUUCCCUUAACUGCCUCUUUAUACACACAAAACAGACAACAUAACUUCUCUAUAUUAAAAGAGAAUUCUCUUUUAAUAGAGAGAAAUUGAGAAUUUAUGUUUUUACCAAAAUCUGAGUCUUCGGACUAAAUGCUAGCAAAAUAGUCUAAUGUUCUGUGGUCAAAUAUUAAGAAUAAGCCCAGCCUAGUACCCAUGAGUGAAAUUAAUGGCACUAAAAAGUAAUGGAAAUAAUGGGCAUCACAGAACUAAACCCUGAAUAAAAUCCAUCUAUUUAUACAUCCAUUGUCUUCCACUUGUUCAACAUUGUUUCACAGUGGUAACACUUUCAAGAGAGAAAACAGGACGCACUUCUACCCCAGGCCUUUCCAGCUCAUUCUAGAUCAACCUGAAGCUGCUCCAAGGCCACAGUGGAUAAAUAUUUUGUCCCUCCAGCAAGUUCUACAUCUCGUCCCAGUGGGGUAAUGUGCCUGGACAACCUCCAAAGGAAGAAACCCAUGAGAUCCUGAUGCCCGACAGCCUCAGUCAACUCCUCUCAGCGCAGAGGAGCAGUGACUCUCUUGCAAGCUACCCUCAUAUAACUGAGAUCCUCAUUCUGAUGAGAAGCUCAGAAGGCCCCAGCUUUAGUUUUUCAAAAAGUCAUGAUAUAACUUUGGGUAAAGGUUGACUGCUUAAAAUUUAAGCUUCACUUUCAGCUGAAGCUUAAAUUUUCAGCUAAAAAACUUUAGCUGGUUGUAUUGUGUUGUACUCUGUCAAGGUGAAAAAAUAAUUUUUUCACCUUGACAGAAUACAAUGUUGGUUGCAUUGCUGCAGAAUAACCCCUAUUUAUUGAUGAUUAAUAUUUUAAAAGGAGUCCACUGUGCUAUAAAAUGGUACAUCGAGCCAUUUUACAGCACACUCAAGUAAAUGUGUCACUUUCAGUUGUUACAAAAGUGCAUAUAUCAAGCAUAACAUAAAAAGAAUUUGACGCCUUGAAUUUGGGCCUCUGUCUCUUUAAGAAACUCUUUAAGACACUCCACCUUCAGCACACAAUCACAACAAUGCUUUUUAUAGUACUGUUUAUCACCAUUCUUAGAAUCGCUGUACUAAGAAGUAGUUUGCAUGAUGAGCUCAGCAGACUUGGAGUUCCACCAGAUGUUUUGCUAACAGCUGUUUGUCCUGCUGGCAUUUAAAAGAUUAAUGCAAGUUCAUCUUUAGGUCAACCAAGGUCAGCUAGGCCCCUCAACGUUACCCCACCCCAACAAAAAUUGUGUGAAUAGUUUGUGUUCUGUCUGUGCUGGUUUGCCUCGCAAAGGUUUUUGUCAGCAUGACCUUCUUUUCAAGCUAUUGAAGUAAACAAGUCAUAUUUAGGCUACAGCACCACCUGGUGGUCAAUUUUAGAAUAUUUUCUUUAAUAUUUUAAAAACAUUUAAGAUUACAAUUGUAUAAACACAGACGUUUACAGCUGUUAAACUGGCAGAUAUGGCAGAGAAACUUCACUCAAUUAGUUAAGAUUUAUGCCAGUUGUAAACUCAUCUCUGUGAAAUAAUUACAUUAUUGUAUUUUCCAGUUGGCUACAGUGAAGAAUGAUUGCAGCCACAAUUUACACACUUGUAAGCUUUGGCUGACAUUUUCACAGGCAGGGAAUUUUGAUUAAAAUACAUCAACAUCAGAGUUCACAGCCAACCAGAGCAAUCUUUGAGCUCCAAAUCAGUGCUUGGAUUGCAGAGUUUAACAUAAACUCACCACUGCACUGACCUGCUGGGUUUGUUUGACCAAGAGAGUCCAGACAGAGAGGAGUGAUAUGGGCCUGAUGAAACAGCUGUGUUUGCUGAGACAAGGCAGAGAUGUGUGUGUUGAUUUUCUCUUCUGUAGCCUUUCAAGUGUCCCACAAUGCAGAAUUUGGGUCAAAAUCCAAACAAUAUAAUGAGUAGUUGUAGUGUUUUAGAGCAACAUAAUUACAUAUGCGCAUUAGAAAGCUUUGCAGUUGUGUGACAAGUGUCAGCAAAGAGUGAAAGGACGGACAGCACCUGUGUACACAAACGCAAAGGCAUUCCACUGGGACAAAACUGCAACCCAACCACUGUUUGAGUUUUACCAUUGCAGACAAGCAAAAUGAAAAACACAAAGAUGCAUAACAAAUGCCAAAUAAUUCACAAGAAUUAUUAAUUUUGCAAUGCAAGAUAUCUUCCAAAAUGUACAGUUAUGAGAAUGCAUUUUGCAUUCUCAUAAUUAUCCAUAGAUCAAGACAAACGAUUUCUCAGUUUACUAAUGGUAAAUUUCCUGUUACAGAAUGGGUUCCAUGGGAAAACAGGCAUAAAGUCAAACUGGUUUUGUUUUUUCCCCAACCACUCACAUGGAAGAUGCCUGUUCCCGUGGAGAGGAAAGGAGUAUCAGUAUCUCAGUUUGUCUCACAGCUGAGCAGAAUUUUUACAGGAUUGAAUCAUUUUUGUUCUCACUUAAAACUUCUGCCUGAUGCAAGCUAAAGACACAGAGCAACUUUAGUUGAACCUCUGGCUUUCCUCUGAUAAUAUUGUCCGUAAGCAAACAUGCACAGCGUACUUUUGAUGGCCAGCCCUGUUUCAACACGUAUAGAUGCCAAUGUUAGAUGACUACCAGUGAGUUUUGGACAUCUACCAAGAAAAUGAAAAGAAACCCCAGGCUUGGAAGAACAAAACACUCUUGCCUUUAACAAACAUUGUCCAAAAAAAAAAAAGACAAAAACAUGUGUCUGACCUUCUAUCUGAACAUGUGUCUCACAGAGAGCACAGGUUUUUCCAUAACACUCAGCUGUAAUUAAAAUAUAUUGUCCCUUCAAUAUAUUUAGCACAUCAAACAUUGUCUACACAUCAACAUUAGAUUGUAGGAUCUACAAGAGGCUGCAUUGCAGAUGGUAAAACUGCACUCAGGUCAGCAUCUGUCUUGUAUAUAAACUGAUUAGACACUUAGUCUCCAGCGUGGAGAGAAAAAAAAAGAAAAAAAAAAA
Xiphophorus couchianus (Monterrey platyfish) is the source of this 4915-nucleotide messenger RNA. It is a transcript of the gene hnf4b, whose product is annotated as hepatic nuclear factor 4, beta. Lineage: Eukaryota; Metazoa; Chordata; Actinopteri; Cyprinodontiformes; Poeciliidae. The transcript is spliced from 10 exons. Gene Ontology annotation, molecular function: RNA polymerase II cis-regulatory region sequence-specific DNA binding; DNA-binding transcription factor activity; zinc ion binding. The coding region runs from base 221 to 1396 and encodes 391 amino acids. Gene Ontology annotation, biological process: regulation of DNA-templated transcription. The record is from RefSeq and is a predicted model, not a curated record.